Molecule: messenger RNA, 1707 nt
Organism: Macroventuria anomochaeta
Lineage: Eukaryota; Fungi; Ascomycota; Dothideomycetes; Pleosporales; Didymellaceae
Product: amidase signature enzyme
Exons: 3
Coding region: 1-1707 (568 amino acids)
Source: RefSeq, a predicted model, not a curated record
AUGGGUCUCUUGGAGUACAGGCAACAUAAGGCCGACUGCCAGCGCAAACAGCACGAGCGCGCGACCAAGAUCGCAAACCUCCCAGCAACCUACAGCUACCCUCUAACACCGCAAGAGCGCACGAUCCUCGGCAAACCCAUCCAAGAUCUUGUCCAAGAUGUCCAGAAGAACGUCACGAACCCCAUCGACAUCCUCCGCGCCUACGGCAAAGUCACCCUCAAAGCCCACGAGAAGACCAACUGCGCGACGGAGAUCCUCUUCCCCGAAGCCGAAGAAUGGGCAACCAAGGAGUGCAACUUGAGAGGUCCGUUGGCAGGCAUCCCCGUCUCGCUCAAAGACUCGGUGCAGGUGAAGGGCUUCGAUAUCACCGUCGGCUUCUCAACACACACCGGGAAACCGUAUGCUGAAGACGGACCUAUGGUCAGAUUAUUGAAGGAUGCCGGUGCAGUCCCCUUCGUCAAAACCAAUCUGCCCACCACCCUACUCUCUUUCGAAUCCACAAACGACGUCUGGGGCCAGUGCACGAACCCGCACAACACGGCCUACUCGCCCGGUGGCUCGACCGGCGGCGAGUCAGCUCUGCUUGCGUUUGGAGGGAGCCGCAUCGGUAUUGGGAGCGACGUGGCAGGCAGCGUCCGCGUACCCGCGCACUUCAGCGGCUGCUACUCGAUCCGGUGCAGCACAGGGCGCUGGCCAAAAAUGGGCAUGAACACCUCUAUGCCGGGCCAGGAAGCCAUCCCCUCGGUCUUCAGCCCCAUGGCACGCACACUCAACGACCUCGCGUACUUCACCCGCUCGCUGAUACAGUGCAGGCCCUGGGAGUACGACUACACGGUGCACCCGCUCGCGUGGCGGUCGUCCAUCUCAGACUCGUACCGCGACAAGAAAGUGCUGCGCGUAGGCGUUCUCCGCACCGACGGCGUCGUCGACCCGAGCCCAGCAUGCGCGCGCGCACUCUCGCUCGUCGCCGACGCCUUACGUGCCGAGGGUCACGAUGUGUUCGACGUCUCGCCCCCGUCGCCCUACGAAGCACUGAAACUCGCGAGCCACCUGCUCCUCUCCGACGGCGGAGCGACAUUCAUGUCGUUCUUCCGAAGCGGCGAGUGGAAUGACCUCGGCGCCGCCGCUAUGAUAAAAUACAUGCACUUGCCGCGGUUCGUCAAGAAGCUGCACUACUGGUGGGUCAAGUAUGUGAGAAGAGAUGAGAUCUGGGCCGGGUUGAUUAAGGACUGGCACCCCAAGAGCGCAUACGAGUACUGGCAGCUGGCUGGCAAGCGGGAAGCGUAUAAGGCAAGGUUCUACGACUGGUGGGACGAGCAAGGUAAGGACGCAGCAGCGAUGGAUGUUAUGCUUGUCCCGCCGAAUGCGACGCCGGCUGUGCCACAUGGGGGUAUGCAUGAUGCUGUUAGCAGUUGUGGGUAUACGUUUUUGUUCAAUCUUCUUGACUACUCCGCCGGCGUGAUCCCAGUCACACACGUCGACCCCGCCAAAGACGCCCUGCCCUCAACUUUCAACUUCACGAAACUGAACGGCGUCGCGCAGGGCGCGUACAAGCACUACGACGCCGCCGCAAUGUCCGGGCUUCCCGUUGGCGUACAAGUCGUAGGCCGACGGUUGCAGGAGGAGAAAGUCCUAGCCAUCAUGGAACGGUGUGAGGAUGCGCUGGAUAAGCACGGUGGGCGGUAUGAGUUGUUGGAGAUUGUCUAA